Molecule: messenger RNA, 462 nt
Organism: Echinococcus granulosus
Lineage: Eukaryota; Metazoa; Platyhelminthes; Cestoda; Cyclophyllidea; Taeniidae
Exons: 4
Coding region: 1-462 (153 amino acids)
Source: RefSeq, a predicted model, not a curated record
AUGGCUGCUGUCGUGUGCACUCUGGCAGCGGAGUGGGGCUAUUGUCUUGCGUUUCCCACCGAAAAGGAAGAAGUCGUAGGUGAACGAUCGUGCACAAUCUCUGGAAUCCAAGGAUCAGCACCUGUUACAGAAUCGGCAGAGACUGAAACAUGCAUGGCCUUCGCCUCGGACUUACGAACUGUUCGAGAAAACCUCAGCAAGAUCACUGAAUAUGCUGAAGGGCUUAAGAAACAUUCCCACUAUCUUGUUAUUCCCAUCGCCGAGCAGGAGCGAACUAAAAAUACUCUUUUAGAUUUGGGCAAAAUUGUGCUCGAUUCCUCCCUUAUAACUUUGACUGAGCAAAGGCGCAAUCGGCUACGGGAGCUAAUUCUAAAGACGACGAAAAAUCUCGAGAACGUCGCCAAGUUAAACUACGAUUUCUGCCAGCAGUUGGAGGACGUUUCCUUAGCCCUUGCGCAGUAA